Molecule: messenger RNA, 2483 nt
Organism: Plectropomus leopardus (leopard coralgrouper)
Lineage: Eukaryota; Metazoa; Chordata; Actinopteri; Perciformes; Serranidae
Source: RefSeq, a predicted model, not a curated record
UUUUUUGAGGUUUUGCGCGCGUCCUCAUCAGCUGGUCCUCAGUCAUCGAGGAGGAGUCAAACUCAAAAUAUUUUUGAUCAAACAUUAACAUUAUUGGCCAAGAUGUCGGACCCUAAACUACACAAAUUUCGGAGCUUUUUAACUGAACGAUUUACUGCCGUGGCUGUGGAGAUAUUUGGAGAAAUUGAAACAAUCGUGGAGGCGUACUACGAGGAAAACAAACGCCUGCGGAAUGUACUACACAUGGUCCUCAACCCCGAAAUAAAGUUACCUAAGAUAGAUGAUUACCACAACAUUGGAGCAACCACAGAUGUCAGAGAGCUGCCCCCUGAGCUCAACACAAAGGUGGAGCUGUCUGAGCCGUUGCCUAAAAAACCUAAAGAAGAGCCAACUGAAUGUGACAUAAGUUUUGGAUCACAACAACAACAAGGGCUUGGUGAAGCUGAAAAUUUUUUUACCCCAGACUGUGUGAAAAAUGACCCAGAAGAAGAAGUAGAUGAAAGCAUGCCCAGCAUCGCUGACACAUUCCAUAUUAAAGUGGUUGAGUACAAAGCCGACUCUUCAGGCACAGUCUCAGCUGAUGAAGAUGAGUAUGGUAGCGCCUGGGACUCAGAUGCAGUCACAGAUUGCCCAAAGCCAUCCGGGAAAAAAGACAGCACAAGCCAGUUUCCAGAAGUUCACAUACAUGAGGUAUCGUCAGUAAAAAGCUCAACGAAGCCAAAGUCGUCCCUGCAGAAAACCAUGCUAGAAUUACCAAGGAGGGUGCCCUACCAAUCCUUCAUCCCUACCCAGAGUGACUGCAAGUCGUUUUUGGCAAGGCUCACUGAAGCCUUCAAGGACUUUCCAGAUGACAAGAAGCCUCUGAUAACCAAAAUGGGCCUCACAGAGAAUGUGCAGUUCGUGGACUGUGCUUUUGGGAAAGUCCCUAAAGGCAGCCCCUUGUCCUACCAGUGCCCUGCGCCAUCAGCUAAAGAUUACCAAACUUAUGAAGAUGCUCCCCCUCGUCCGCUGCUUCCCCUGCCUAAUAAGAAACUGGAGCCAAUGUCAACUUUCCUUACCCUCAGUGCCAAGGAGCAGGAACAUGUGGAUGUCAUGCAGAUCACCUGGGAGGCAGCACACAGUCUGGAGCACUCCACACGUGGACGCAAGGAGGUGGUCGAGGAGCUGCGCAACCUGCGCUUGACCAGCCGCUUCAGGGAGAUCUGCAAACUUAAACCAGGGCAGAGCAAUGCGGAGCACCUAAUAUACAAGAUACAGAAAGGAAUCCGAAGAGACAAGACGGCACACAUAGAGGAGGAAAUGAGGGCUGAUGCGCUCCGGGAAUACUGUCAGCAUUUGUGCGUGAACUGGUACCAAUGUGGUUUGGUUGUCCAUCCAAAUGCUCCGUGGCUGGGGGCGCAGCCUGACGGGUUGGUAUAUGACCCCAACGAGAGGCCCAGUUUCGGGCUGGUGCACAUGAAAUGCAUUGCGUUCCAGAGCUUUGUGGAGUGCGGGUUCCUGGUCUGCCAGGACGGAGUUGUGCAACUGAAGAGGGCCCACUCCUACUACUGGCACAUCCAAGGAGAGAUGAUGGUGACGGGCACGGAGUGGUGCGACCUGUUGGUGUUCUCCAAAGAACACUUACUCAUUCAACGCAUCUACCGCGACGCAGCUAUCAUCAAGGCCAUGAAGACGAAAUUGGAUGAUUUCUUCUUCCGUUACUAUCUGCCAAGUCUGUUGUAAACUGAUAUCACAGCUUGAGCUUUAUCAAACUGCUGUCAUAUUCUACUUUUUGUUAUUCGGGUGGUUGGUUGUGGGUUCAAUAUAAUCUUUUCUUUUAUAUCUUUCUUAUUAGUUUCAUUUAGUUCUGACAAAGUCCGUGUUUUGUUUGUGCAAUCUCUUUUUCAUGUAUGCUUUCAUCAUCCAUGGAUACAUCUUUUUUUAUUUACUUUUACUUUAAAAUGACUGUUGUGAUACGCAGAUCUUGUCAGCAAUUUAAAACUGAAGUUGAAUUUUUAUUUGCCAAGUUUUAGGGUUACAUCUACUGUAAGAAUUAUUUUUUUAUAUUUUACCAUUAUUAUCUCCUGAGAAUUUACUCUAUUGUUGGUUAUUUAGUUGACACGUCUACCUCAAUUUCCCACAUCCUAAGCUCACAUCGACUGUGUCUGACAGUUUCUGUUCACUAUGGUGCAAGACUGAGAGAAUAUACAUAUUUAACAUGCUGUAACAAGGGAAUUGGCCUCUUUUUUUGAUUACUAAAAUGCUGAUUUGCUGAUUAAUUUUUUGCAUAGUGUAUUACAUAAAUUGAGGGUUUAUUCUCACAUUAGUUGGCUGAUGUUCAAUCAAGUGUCAAAUCUCACAACAAGCGUGACAACUUCAAAUGUUGGCACAAAUGAAAAAGUUCAACUACCAAUGCGCAAUAAAUAGUAAAAGUUACUGCAGAACAUGACUUUAAGCAGAAGGUUUGAAUGUUCAAAAAUAAAAAUUCUUAUAUAAAACCUUAA